AUGGAGGCCGACGUAGAGGAGACGAUUCUGGAAUUACUGGAGAAGAACAUCAUCGAACGAGCAGAAGGACCACUAACCUGGGUGUCACCGUUAGUACCAGUGCGGAAAGCGGAUGGUAAGAUUCGACUUUGCGUCGACAUGCGAGCUGCUAAUGAGGCGGUCAAGAGAGAGAACUACCCAAUGCCGAAUAUUGACGACGCUAUGAUCUCAAUCACGAAGGUUGCAAAAUUAUCAAAAAUUGAUUUGGAGUCCGCUUAUUACCAUUUGGAGUUGGAUUCUGCUAAUCGAAAUAUAACUACUUUUGUGGCUCGGAGUGGCGUUUAUCGGUUUUGUAGGUUGAUGUUCGGGAUCAAAUCCGCUCCGGAAUUGUUCCAGAGAGAAAUGGAACAUCUUUUCCGUGGGAUAAAAGGUUUGGUGGUAUACAUGGAUGACGUUUUAAUCCAUGGCGCCACAGAAGAAGAACAUGACAAGGCCCUCCAAGAUGUACUAGAUAGAUUGGCAUCAGUCAACAUGAAAAUAAACAGAGCCAAAUCAGUAUUGUCCGUCAAAGAAGUCAUUUUCCUAGGGUAUCGUAUCAGCACUGACGGUAUUCAUCCUACAGAUGAGAAAAUUCAAGCUAUCAUGGAUCUCCAACCGCCGGCAAAUGUAUCAGAAUUACGAUCUUUGCUAGGUUUACUAAACUUCCUCGGAAAGUUUCUUCCUAACUUAGUAGCCUUAACUUUCAAUAUGCGUACACUUCUCAUCAAAGACUGCCCAUUCAAAUGGAAUGAUAAACAUUCGGCCGAAUUGGACAAAUUAAAAGCGAUCCUCUCAAAAGUUGACACUAUCGGGUUUUUUAACCCUCAAGAUGAAACAUUAUUAGUAACGGAUGCAAGCCCAUUUGGAUUGGGAGCGAUUUUAAUACAGGUUAAAAAUGGAGAAUCGCGAACUAUCUGUUGUAUUUCCAAAAGUUUGGUGGAUCACGAGAAAAAAUACUGCCAAACCGAGAAGGAGUGUUACGCAAUAGUAUGGGCUAUGGAGAAGUUGUUUGUAUACCUAUAUGGUCUUCGUUUCACCUUGAUAAUGGAUUGCAAACCGCUAGAAUACCUGUUCAACCGGGUACAGUCAAAACCAUCAGCAAGGAUGGAACGUUGGGUGUUGUGUCUACAGAGCUUUGACUUCUCAGUGAGGUACGAACCUGGAGACCAGAAUUUAGCUGAUGCCUUAUCGAGACUAUCCCUGAGUAAGUCCAUCAACGCCGGAGAAGCAGACAUAAUUGCCUGGCUGUCCGAAGAAGUUAGACCUGUAGCAAUCUCUAUUGAAGAAAUAGAAAAAGAGACACUUUCAGACGACGAACUACAAUCUGUGAAAGAGGCAUUGUACUCGGGUGUUUGGGAAAAUGUUCCUAAUGAGUAUAAAAUAGCAACAAUCAAAACUGAUUUAACGACCUACGGUGAUAUUAUCCUACGAGGUGACAGGAUCAUAAUACCAAAGAGCUUGAGAGAAAAAGUAGUAAACCUUGCCCAUACUGGACAUCAAGGAUGUACGUCAAUGAAAGCCUUGUUGCGAGCUAAAGUAUGGUUUCCAUCAAUGGAUAAAAUGGUCGAUACAUUUGUUCGCAGCUGUAAACCGUGUAAAAUGACAGCUCUACCAGACAAACCGAAUCCAAUUCACCGUCGAAUUCCGACGGAGCCAUGGCAAGAUCUGGCCAUUGAUUUUAAAGAAGGAUUUCCUGACGAUGUGUCACUAUUAGUUGUCGUUACUCGAUUUAUUCAAAUUGAACCAAUGAAACCAGCCACUGCUCAGCAUGUCAUUAUGGCAUUCCUCAAGAUGUUUAGCGCUUUCGGGAUCCCUAGAUCAUUGACAUCCGACAAUGGACCGCAAUUUCGGGCGGCCGAAUUCCAAAAUUUUUGUGUCAGUUAUGGAAUCCACUUGAAUUUAACUACUCCGUAUUGGCCCGAACAAAACGGGGCCGUUGAAAGGCAAAUGCGUACACUUGGAAGGCGUAUUAAAAUCAGCCUGAUUCAGGAAACAAAUUGGAAAACGGAUUUGUACGAAUACCUAGUUUUAUACCAUACGACACCACAAGAGGCUACUGGAUUAUCACCCAGUCAAAUGAUGUUCAAUCGAGAACUCAGGAGCAGAAUUCCAUCCAUUCAAAAUCCACCCAGUUUGAGAUGGGAAGCAGCAAGGGAUAAAGACAUGAGCAAAAAGGAAUAUCACGCACAACGAGUAAACCAACAAAGACACACGAAAGAACAUGAUUUGGGAAGGGGAGAUACAGUACAAAUGAGAAAUUUGCAAUUGGGCUCUACCCAACCUAACUUUCACGAGGAAGAAUUUGUAGUCAUGGAUGUGAAUAACGGAGCAAUAAAAGUGCAAUCAAAGGAAUCCGGCAAAGUAUAUGUAAGAAACAGCACACAUCUAAAAAAACUAAGCAAUGGUCCACGAGCGUCUGGGCAGGGAACCAGCACUAACAGCGAGGAGCCAGACGAGCCAGUCCCGGAAACUGCUGACAUUCCAAAUGAGAGUUCGGGGGAGAUCAGCACCAAUGCACGGCACCACAGAAUUCGCAAACAACCAGAUAAGUAUAAAGAUUACAUACUUUAA
Messenger RNA from Wyeomyia smithii (pitcher-plant mosquito), 2589 nucleotides. RefSeq lists its product as uncharacterized. Bases 1 to 2589 code for a protein of 862 amino acids. Lineage: Eukaryota; Metazoa; Arthropoda; Insecta; Diptera; Culicidae. Gene Ontology annotation, biological process: DNA integration. The record is from RefSeq and is a predicted model, not a curated record. The transcript is spliced from 2 exons. Gene Ontology annotation, molecular function: nucleic acid binding.